Messenger RNA from Penaeus vannamei (Pacific white shrimp), 528 nucleotides. Its product is annotated as pro-resilin. Gene Ontology annotation, cellular component: extracellular matrix. The record is from RefSeq and is a predicted model, not a curated record. Lineage: Eukaryota; Metazoa; Arthropoda; Malacostraca; Decapoda; Penaeidae.
GGGAGGCCGGUAUCAGUAGCUUCUGAAACACUUACCUAAACAUGAACGCAAAGGUCUUCAUUCUUCUGGGUCUGGCAGCCAUUGCUGCUGCAGACAGCUUUGAGUCCUAUGAAUACAGGCCACCACAGAGACGUUCCUCUGAGGAAUCCUACGAGUCCGGCGAAGCCAAGUACGACUUCCAAUGGGCUGUCGAUCACGAAGACUCCGGCAACAACUACGGACACCAGGAAGCCCGUGACGGCGAAGACACUCAGGGAUCCUACUACGUGCACCUCCCCGACGGCCGCCUGCAGACCGUGAGAUACGUCGUAGACGGUGACGACGGCUACGUGGCUGAGGUCAACUACGAUGGCGAGGCUCGUUUCCCCGACUCCUUCGAGUCCGCUUCCUUCGAGUCCCGCGAAUACAGGCCACGAUACGUCUAUGACUCCAACGAGUCCAAGUAAAGAGUCGUUCAAGGCAGACCCGUUUUGUAAAGCACGAGAAACUAUUUAUGUAUUUAUAAAUAAACUUGCAUAGUAAAAUGAA